GGAAGUGCCGGGCUCGGGCGCCUUCAGGGCGGGCGAACUGAAGUGAGCGGUCAGCAGGCACAGAGUGUGGACAGAGAGGGUCCGCGCACCCUCCCGUCUCCCGGUAUGCCAGGCUGGGGGCUGCAGGGGCGCGGAUCCUCCCGGGUUUCCCUUAAGACGAGCUCAAGGACUGGUGCGUAUGUGCAAAGCCAGCUCUUAGUUUCCCCGCUGCUUCUACCUCUGAAGAUGGCUUUCUCCGAGCGCAGUCCUCCAGCCUGACAGGACACGGCUAUGCCAUCCCCCCUCCCCAGCCCAGAAACGUGAGGGUCCUUCGGAAAGCCAGACCGCGGGGGUGCUCGGUGACGGGAGCGCCGUGCGUGCGAGACCGGGACGGAAUUAGGAUGUGCCUGGAUGCUGCCCCGCGGGUAAUUUCCCCUUCCUCCCUUUCGCCGCAAGCCGUGCCCGCUGCGGCGGGGAAAGCCCGGGAGGUGCGGGCUGCCCCCCGGCUGCCCCGGGGCAGCUGUCCCCCAGCGCAGGCACGAAGCGGCCCGCUGUUCCCUCCGCAGCAGCGCAGGGGGUGCACGGGCACCCUCCUAACCUUCCGCCCGGGCCCCCCAGCACCACCCCAAAGCCGACUGCGAACCGGAGGAGCCUGAGGGAGAAACCGCGGAGAGGGAAGCUGAGAAAAGGGUUGGGAGAUGAUGCAGCAGGACGAGUCAAACUCGCCAGUCUCCCCCGCCGACGACAGCUUGAGCAACAGCGAAGAGGAGCCGGACCGGCAGCAGCUGCCCAACAACAAGAGAGGGGGGCGCAAGCGGCGCUCCAGCCGCCGCAGCGCCGGCGGCGCCGUCGGGGCCGCGGACGAGCCCUGCAGCCCGGCCCAAGGCAAGCGGGGCAAGAAGUGCGGGGCGGGCGGGGGCGGCGGGGGCGGUGGCAGCAGCAGCGGCGGCGGCAGCCCCCAGUCCUACGAGGAGCUGCAGACCCAGCGGGUCAUGGCCAACGUGCGGGAGCGGCAGCGCACGCAGUCGCUGAACGAAGCCUUCGCCGCCCUGCGGAAGAUCAUCCCCACGCUGCCCUCGGACAAGCUGAGCAAGAUCCAGACCCUCAAGCUGGCGGCCAGGUACAUCGACUUCCUCUACCAGGUCUUACAGAGCGACGAGCUGGACUCCAAGAUGGCAAGCUGCAGCUAUGUGGCCCACGAGCGGCUCAGCUACGCCUUCUCGGUGUGGAGAAUGGAGGGCGCCUGGUCCAUGUCCGCAUCCCACUAGCAGGCGGCGCCCCCCACCCGCAUCCCCCCGGCAGGAGCCCUAGAUGACAUUGUUCCCACAGAAGGAGAAAAUGGACAAUCUAGAGACUCUGAAGUUGGAUACGAUUUUUUUGGUCUUGUCUAAAAAAAAAUGUACCAAGGAUUUCUUGGAAAUUAGAAGAGCAAUAUCCAAAUUCAAAGCAGGGCGUGGGGAGCACUUAAGGAAAGAGAAAGAGACAAGGGCUUUGGACAGUGACUACCCUUUGGGCGUCGGUACAAUCCACACAUCUCUGCAUUCUGAUAGAAGUCUGAAUCGUUCGAUUUUUUUUUUUUUAAUUUUGACGAAGAAUGUUGGAAUUUAACUUUUUUUUUAUUUGCCUUUUUUUUGCAUGCAUUCCCAAGAGGUCUUGCCUGUGAGCCACUGAUGAAAGGAAAUACACUAUUGUGGACUUUCUUCAUUCUUGAAUGAAACCAACCAACCAACCAAAAAAUAUCCCUGUAGAGAUGAAAACCUUUUUUUUUUUUUUUUUUUAGGGGGGAAUAAGCUGGGCUCAAGCUGUUAUAUACCCGGUUCCUAACUUUUUUAUUAUUAUUAUUUUUCCUCUGAGAAAAAAAUAAACAUUUUAUUUAUUUAUUGAUGACCCAUGUUAAAAUGCAAAUAGAUCCGGUGUCUAAAUGCAUUCCUAUUUUUAUGAUUGUUUUGUAAAUAUCAUUGUAUAUUAUUUUUCUGCAAUAAAUAAAUAUGAAUGAAAUUUUAAUAAC
This is a messenger RNA of Harpia harpyja (harpy eagle), 1987 nucleotides long. RefSeq names its product twist family bHLH transcription factor 1 (gene TWIST1). The record is from RefSeq and is a predicted model, not a curated record. The transcript is spliced from 3 exons. Gene Ontology annotation, biological process: developmental process; regulation of transcription by RNA polymerase II. NCBI's taxonomy places the organism in Eukaryota, Metazoa, Chordata, Aves, Accipitriformes, Accipitridae. Gene Ontology annotation, molecular function: RNA polymerase II transcription regulatory region sequence-specific DNA binding; protein dimerization activity; DNA-binding transcription factor activity, RNA polymerase II-specific. Bases 678 to 1247 code for a protein of 189 amino acids.